Molecule: messenger RNA, 2977 nt
Organism: Porites evermanni
Lineage: Eukaryota; Metazoa; Cnidaria; Anthozoa; Scleractinia; Poritidae
Source: the annotation of a GenBank genome assembly
AUGAUUCCCAUUCAUAAGCGUCCAGAAACAACUUUCUGUCUGAAUGAAAAGUUUUGGUACCCGGAAGGACAAUCUUCAACGUGGGCUGUGAUUCAAGGUACUAUGAGUCAUCCAUUUUUAUCGUUUUUUUACGGUUUUUGUUAAGGAAAGGGGAUAAAAAUCUCCAGGAGACAGCGAGGGUCAACAGUAAGGGGAAAAUUGAAGAGGGAUUCCGGCCCCGACGUAGGUUUGUUACGUGGGCCUUUUCACAGGAAAAGCGGGACACCUUUUACUUACGUGUAAGACAUCCAUGACAAUUACCAGCCUCCAAGCAAUAAGCUGUCUCGGCGAUCUCUUUUCUCGAUUCAGGAAAAUGAGUUUUCUUUUUUCUUCCCCGUGUCGUACCCCCGAGCCAACAGAAAAGAUAGAACUUGUUCGAGGGCUACCAAUUCUAUGGUCACUCACACAAGCUGGUGAAGAACCCCCAACCAAGAAAUAAAGCGAUUUUACCCAAUCUAUGACGCCUAUAACAACAAACUCAACUCCACAAAACUGCAUGCUAGCUUCAAAUUCAAGAUUAAGCAAGAACACGAAAAUUACACUACAAACACAGACAGAGAAAUGACGCAUAUCAAUGCAAACUGCCAAGCAAUUCCAUGAGCUUACUUGCCUCUCAUCAUUUGUUUUUUUCUAGGUGCUUUGACACAUUAUUUUUGCUUGGCUCAUUCCUUCUGGUCCAUGUGCUUCGUGGCCAACACCUACGCAGUGGUUGUUCACCAUAACAGAGCCGUCUUUAAACAUCCAAUCAAAAUCCACCUNACAAACACAGACAGAGAAAUGACGCAUAUCAAUGCAAACUGCCAAGCAAUUCCAUGAGCUUACUUGCCUCUCAUCAUUUGUUUUUUUCUAGGUGCUUUGACACAUUAUUUUUGCUUGGCUCAUUCCUUCUGGUCCAUGUGCUUCGUGGCCAACACCUACGCAGUGGUUGUUCACCAUAACAGAGCCGUCUUUAAACAUCCAAUCAAAAUCCACCUCAUGCAGUCUGUGUUGGGUUGGUUGGUGCCGGCGGUCGUUGUAGCCAGUUGUCUAUACUUCUGCCAGCCUGGAUACAAGUUUUACUUCAUGGACCUGAUGUCUGCGGGACCUGCCAGCUCUGAGAUGGCUUACUUUGCUAUCUCGUUGCCAUUGACUGUCACACUAGGUGUGUCCCUUUGUCUGCUGUGGUCUAUUGUGUGGCACAUUAGAAAGGUAUGGGCGUAAUCGAAACUUUUACCCUCGUAGCAAGUGAAAUAAAGGAGUGUUCACACGGGCUACAAGCGCUCAUACUUUAGACUCUUUCAGACUGGUGCGCUCCAGACAUUUUGGUUUGUCAAAAUUCAAUUAUCGCUAUUUUACGUAGAUUCAAUUUGAAACAAAGUCUUUUUGGAAGUUUACUUUUGAUUGGGUGCGUUGUAUUUCUUUCAGGCACGUUUAGAUUCAACUAAACGCGUGAUCCGUGCGAGAGAAGAGCGAGACUCCAUGCGUCGAGUGGAGCGGCAGUUCCUGAGCAUGGCGUUCUUGAUAUUGUCCGUCGUUGGGUUGGUCCUCGCAUUAGAUGCUGUUGCAAUGAACCGCGCUCGAGACUUCAUACACCAGGCUAUAGACUAUUUUGACUGUCUUCAGGUAAGAUUCCAAGAAAACGCGACGUGCGCCAGGAGACGGACUCAAGCGCUUCUCUAGGACACCAUUAACCUGCCACGUUUAGUUGCUCAUAAUGCAGCUGACUCUUUCCCAAUGGUUUCUCAGUCUUCUAUUAAUAUUGAGGUGGGAAGCGAGGGGGAGCGCGAGGAGUGAUGGGAAGGAGGAAUGAAGGGAGACCCUCUCUUUCCCUUUCGUUUUCCUCCUUCCCAUCACCCCUCGUGUUUCCUUCGGUCUCGCGUGCGAUCCAAAUAGAGAGGACUGGUGACGAGUCAGAUAAUACAGAUCUUAAGGUGGCUCUCACUAGUUCUCUCGUCAGUCAAUCUGUUGCUACGGGUGACAAGGAAGGACAUGGUAGGAAACUUGGGCCAACUUUUUCAAGUCUUCAUGUUAUGCCUGCGUAAAUCAGAAAAAUAACUACCGUAGUUAAUGCUCCUGGCGAAACUUGUUUGAUAUCUUCUUUAUAACUCACCUGGAACAUUUUGUGUAUUGGGGCGGGGGGGGGGCGAGGGGGGGAGGCACUAAGUAAGAAAUGACCUUACUACAGAAUUGACUUAAAACAGUAAUAUAUAUUCUUUUGACAUAGCGCCUUUAAGUUUCAUGCAAUAUGGAAAAGUAAGGCGCCUUAAUGUUUUUUCUUUUAAUUUCUUUUUUUUAAUUUGAUAUUUAGAUCUCAAAGGACUGCAAGUCACCUACUUACAACACCAUAGUUCCUUUAGUGAUGGUCGUAGCACCCAGCUUUGUGUGCAUCGCCUUCUUCUUCUUGUUAUUCAUGAAUAAAGAUUGCCGUCAGAUAUGGAUAAACUGCUUCAAGAAGUGUAAAACGAUUUUCGAACUAUGUAAGCCGGCCCCGGGAAGAAUACGCGCCGAUACUUAUCGCUCAAGAUGUUCUUCGACUCUCACGGUGAUCUCGGAUCGCAGGAUAUCGGAACAUUUCACUGCUGAUCAUGUUUUAAAACUAACACAUCCUCAUCUCUUUCCUGGUAGCGUGACGACAGUGAAUAUGGAGCGACCCAGAUCUUCCACGUUAAGCUUACUUCUCACGAGUCAUACGGGAGUAUGCUCAAAUGAAAAGAUUCAAGAAACAGCCUCUCAGAAUGACGUAGACAAACGAUCUAGAUGUAAUUCAGUUCCUCUGUUCGUUGCCAAUGAAAACGUUGAAGACGCGGAAAAAAUCAACUUGAAUUUGUCAUCACUGAAUUCCCCUUCACGUGAUUUGAGCGAAUUGGGAAGUAAAAGCAGCAUAAUAUCAGAUACUAACAGCAACACUAAUCUUGAAAAAGAGGGUUUUAUACAUGACAUCCAGGCUUAUUCUUCAAAA